AUGCAAUGUGAUGAGCAACACGGGAGCAAUACACAGCUCAUGUGGAUGGAAGAGGCGAGAGAGGAGCUCGACGCCGCCAUUCUACAGGCCAAGAAGCACUGCAUUUCCAUUCAACAGAACGUUUGGAACAACGAAAAGCUUAAUCUUCGCCCUUUGGAGGACCUUUACGUUCGCCGAUAUAUUUAUGGAGUCACUGUUGCUCGCAAAAGUCGCUUCUUCAAUGGGCAACUGUCUAACAGUGAACGACUUCACCUUAUAGAAGACAACUAUGAAAAGCUGAAUAGUGAGAAAAUAGGCCAGGGCGAUCAAUAA
Cooperia oncophora is the source of this 312-nucleotide messenger RNA. The record is from the annotation of a GenBank genome assembly. Lineage: Eukaryota; Metazoa; Nematoda; Chromadorea; Rhabditida; Trichostrongylidae.